AUGCAAGCUAUGAAGCUUGAAAAAGAAAAUGCUGUCGAUCGUGCUGAACAAGCUGAACAACGUCAAAAGGAUUUUGAAGACAAACUCAAAGCAUCUGAAGAAGAAAGUAAUGGUUUACAAAAAAAAAUCCAACAGAUCGAAUCUGAACUUGAUGCUGCUCAAGAACAAUUAGCUGAAGCCAACGCAAAACUUGAAGCCAAAGAGAAAGCUGCUACCGAUAAGAACGAAGAUUUUUCUAAAAAAAUAAUAUUAAUCAUGACACAAGAUAAUCUAAGUAUACUAUUGGCUAAAGGCCAAAUAAAUGCAAUUGAAUUUUAUAAUUUAUUUAAAAAUCGUCAUCCACAACUAUCAGUACCAUUACCAUCCCCACCACAAACAACAACAAUAAAAACAAAUAAAAAUAAAAUAAAUCGUUCAUCAACAUCAAAAUCACGCUUUUAUGCAUAUCAACAACCAUUACAACGAUCUAAUUAUGUUAUAUCAAAUAUUUUACAUAAUGAACGUAUUAAACAAAUUCGUCAGAAAUUUUAUGAUAAUGAACGUUUACGUGAUUAUCGUUUAAAUGAUGAUGAUGAUGAUACAUUUCAUUUAUCAUCAGAUGAUAAUGAAAUGUCUUGUUCGAUUUCUUCGACAUCAUCAUCAUCAUCAUCAUCUAAUUCUUCUUCAUCAGUAAAAAAUUCUCGUCGUCCAAUUAAACCCGGUUGUGAAAUAUAUCAAGUAUCACCAUAUUCAUCUCAAAUAACAUUCAAUUUAAAAAUUUCCAUUAUGCAAACUGAAGUUACAGAUAUUAUUAAUGUAUUAAAAGAGGCUGAAGCUGAAUUAGCUGGACUUCAACGUCGUUUACAAUUAGUUGAGGAAGAUCUUGAACGUGCUGAAGAACGUCUUACACAAACAACACAAAAACUUGAUGAAGCUUCACAUGCAGCUGAUGAAAGCGAACGAAGCCGCAAAGGUCUCGAACAACGUACAUAUCAGGAUGAUGAACGUAUUGCUACACUUGAACAACAAUUGGCUGAAGCACAACUUAUUGCUGAAGAUUCCGAUCGAAAAUAUGAUGAGGUCGCACGUCGUAUUGCCAUUAUGGAAGUCGAUUUGGAACGUGCUGAAGAUCGUGCUGAAGCUGCCGAAGCAAAAAUUCUUGAACUCGAAGAAGAACUCAAAGUUGUUGGUAACAAUAUGAAAUCACUUGAAGUAUCAGAACAAGAGGCCAUGCAACGUGAAGAAAGUUAUGAAGAACAAAUUCGUGAUUUAACUACACGUCUUAAAGAUGCUGAACAACGUGCCGAUUUAGCUGAACGUACAAUGGCUAAAUUGCAAAAGGAAGUCGAUCGUCUCGAAGACGAAUUACUUGCCGAAAAGGAGAAGUACAAGAGCGUAAGCGAAGAACUCGACAUGACAUUGAACGAAUUGUCGGGUUAUUAA
This is a messenger RNA of Rotaria sp. Silwood2, 1422 nucleotides long. NCBI's taxonomy places the organism in Eukaryota, Metazoa, Rotifera, Eurotatoria, Philodinida, Philodinidae. The record is from the annotation of a GenBank genome assembly.